AUGAGAGAUGCUCUUUUUACAAGAUCCUGAGGGGACUUGUCAGGGUGGGUAUGGAGAAGAAACCAUUGGAAAUCUUUACCCAGAGUGUUGUGGGGGACAGAAGACUGAAAGCGUUUAAGGAGUAGGUAGCCAGAUGUUUGAAAUAUCAAGGAGCUGAAGAUUAUGAGGAGUUCACGUAACAGAAAUUGAGGCCUGGGAUAGAUCAGCCAUAAGCUUAUGAAUGACAGGGCAGGCUUGAGGGGCUGAAUGACCGACUUUUGCUUGUAUUCCUUAUGUUCUUAAGAGAUGUGGCAUUGCAGUGAUGUCACUGAACUAGUAAUGCAGAAUCCCAGGCUAACGCUGGACAUCAAGGUCGCAUUCAUCAAUCAGGAGCAAGUCCUGCCUUAGAAAGCUGUUGGUUACACAGGUUGGUUGGCAGUUCUGUAGUCCCAGAAAUCCUACCAGGAGUGGUGGUCACUACUGCAGAUACAAUCAGUCCCCAGAUUCUGAACUUAAGUCCUCAGGCACACCAGUGGAGAUGGCAAGGGAAAGUGACGCAUGGUGGGAGAGGAAGAUGAGAGUCUUGAUGGAGAGACCAGGAUUGGAGGAUCACCCAGAAAUUGAAUUGAAUUAGCUUUAUUAUCACAUGUACUCAAAUGAGUGCAGUGACACGUUUACAGUCGCCACAUUACAGCACUAUCUUAGGUACAAAAAUACCUAAGGUGCAGAUACUUAAGAUCCAGUUGUUAGGAAACAAAACAAAAUUUUACUUUUCUGAAAUAAAUAGUCCAAUAUUACAGGCCAUAGGAAUAAAUUAGAAAAAUAAACAAGUGAAAACUUCAGAAUGUCAGUCUUUCUGAGCCAGUCCAUGCUGGUACCUAGCCUCAGGGAGACCUCCACCACCGCCUGCGCCGUUCCCAUCAACGUAGGAGUUAUCUGAUUUUGGGUGCCAUCUUUUCACUGUUGGGUCCACUUUGCUGACGUCACUGAUUCCACACUCGCCACACCACUGGGCCAGAGUACUGCUGGCCCCGACAUCAGGAGAACUGGUGCUGCCACUGGCCUCAAAAGGCAAGAGAAUGCCCUCGCUGCCAUUGGUCUUCUAUCGCCAGAAUACCCUCACUGCCACGGGUGUUCUAUCAUCAGAAUACCCUCACUGCCACCAGUCUCCUAUCGCCAGAAUACCCUCACUGCCACCACUCUCUUAUCGCCAGAAUGCCCUCACUGCCACGGAUCUCCUAUCGCCAGAAUACCCUCACUGCCACCAGUCUCCUAUCGCCAGAAUGCCCUCACUGCCACGGAUCUCCUAUCGCCAGAAUACCCUCACUGCCACCAGUCUCCUAUCGCCAGAAUACCCUCACUGCCACCACUCUCUUAUCGCCAGAAUACCCUCACUGCCACCACUCUCUUAUCGCCAGAAUGCCCUCACUGCCACGGAUCUCCUAUCGCCAGAAUACCCUCACUGCCACCAGUCUCCUAUCGUCAGAAUACCCUCACUGCCACGGAUCUCCUAUCGCCAGAAUGCCCUCACUGCCACCACUCUCUUAUCGCCAGAAUACCCUCACUGCCACCACUCUCUUAUCGCCAGAAUACCCUCACUGCCACCACUCUCUUAUCGCCAGAAUACCCUCACUGCCACCACUCUCUUAUCGCCAGAAUACCCUCACUGCCACCACUCUCUUAUCGCCAGAAUACCCUCACUGCCACCACUCUCUUAUCGCCAGAAUACCCUCACUGCCACCACUCUCUUAUCGCCAGAAUACCCUCACUGCCACCACUCUCUUAUCGCCAGAAUACCCUCACUGCCACCACUCUCUUAUCGCCAGAAUACCCUCACUGCCACCACUCUCUUAUCGCCAGAAUACCCUCACUGCCACCACUCUCUUAUCGCCAGAAUACCCUCACUGCCACCAGUCUCCUAUCGCCAGAAUACCCUCACUGCCACGGGUCUCCUAUCGCCAGAAUACCCUCACUGCCACCAGUCUCCUAUCACCAGGAGAAUACCCUCACUGCCGCCAGACUCCUAUCAUCAGGAGAAUACCCUCACUGCCGCCAGUCACCUAUCACUGGAAGAAUGCCCUCACUCCUGUUGCCUCAUAUCGCCCAGAGAAGCCACAUUCGCCAGUCCACAUGAGGCCAGCUCUCACUGUCGUACUAAUACAGCCAACCAACCUGCCACAGAAAAGAAGAAAAGAAAAGGAAAGGAAAAUAUAGUAAAACAAAAGAGUAGAAGCAAAAGUGAAACAAAGAAGGAAAGCAGACAGGAGCAGAUGGGCCCAGGAAGUGCAGAUUUGAGUGACAUGACCCGACUUGACAAAGGGCGAGCAAUGAAGGUGACUGUUUUUGCUUCUGGGGCCAAGCACACAUCCCCUUCCAUCAGUGACCAGUGUAUUGUCACUUGAAGACCUCAACUGGGGCAAACUGGGCCUUUAAAAUUGCAGUAAGUUGGAAGGGGGAAGCAAGGUGGCUAAAAGGUCACCUAAGAAGGUUUUUACAGCCUCUCACCUGCCAACCCACUGGCGGGAGAUUGUAAAGUUGCCCUGAAGAUUUAUGUAAUUAAUAAUUAGUGUUGAAAGCUAAUGUACAAUGCCACUUCUAUCAGCUAUAUGUAUAAGACCAUAAGACAUAGGGACAGACAUUAGGCCAUUCGGCCAAUUGAGUCUGCUCCGCCAGUCAACCACAGCUAAUAGGUUUUUCAACCCCAUGUGACAAUAUGUAACAAUAUAUCGUUCUAAUUCCAACAUAACUGUUUAUUUUUCUUAAACCUGAAAAGAAAGACAGUCUAGGCUAUUGACUUGGAUGAUCAUCCAUGAUCAUAUUAAAUGGUGGAGCAGGCUUGAAGGAUCGAAAGGCCUACUCCUCCCGGUCUCUGUGUUUCCAUGUUUUAAGAUGUUUACAAAUGAAUGAAGGAGGCCGCCAUACUAAUGAGACAGUAGAUGGUGCUGUUGUAAAGCAGCCUCUAUUUUUCAAACUCUUGUACAUCAAAGAAGCACGAAUCUUUUGUAUUAAUGGCCGGGAAUUUGUAUAAUGAUGGUAAAAUAGACAUUGUUCACUGUCAUUAUUGUGAAAUUAAUAGUAAAUUCUGCCGUCUGCAGCUGCAACUACAUUCAAUACAGACUUUGCUCUCAGUAUUCAUUCAAAGUACAUGCCAUUGAAAUGCUCGCUGUUGGGAAUAAUUAGAAAUUAAUGAGUUGAUGUGAGUUUCCACAUUGUCACUAUCAUUUUAGCCGUAAAGCCCAUGUAAAGGUUGCCCCUUUUUCAAUCAUGUCCCACCAGUUGUUUUUACAGCGUGCUAAGUCAUUAUUAGUGUUCAGUAGCCUCUCCAACCAUGAAGACAUAAUUUUCUAUUUGUGAGACAUCGUAUUUCCCUAUUCCAUGUUAAAAUUACAAAACAUUUAAAGUAAUUCAAAAAAAAAGUAAGUUUUAUGAAACUUUGGAUUUCCACAUUAAUCCUUGCUUUCCAAUCUUUAUUUUGUUUUCUGGAAAAUUAUUAAAUAAUCUUCCUUUUUCAUUCCUGAUUUGCUGUCUGUUCGAAUUCUUCAAUGUAGUUGUUCAGCCUGCUUGAUUAUAAAGCUGCAACUAAAUGCCAGAGGUCCCCUAUAGCUAGCACCAGAAUUAAUUAUAUGGCAUAAAAAUUUGCUAGAUCUUUGCGGGAAGCUAUUUUAAAGUCAACAGAAAGUGCCACCAAUGGUUACAGAAUCUGAAACAUUAUGUUUUGAAGGUGGACAGUACUGAAGUCUUCCUAGCUUCAAAAAUGUCAAAUUCUUGUUGGUUGUUUUAUUAUGUGGCAGAUCUCCUCUAAGAAGAUCGACAUUUAACAUGGGGGUAGCCAUUUUAGUCAUAAUGCCACUGUGUAGCCUCUCAGUAAAACACAAUUAUUGUUUUAUUUUGUGAGCCUCUUUGGAAAGCUUAUGAAUGAUGAACUCAUCGGUAAAUUAUAGCUAGCUAGUAACACUGUGGAGAUAAGAUUUUUUUAGAUGUGGUAUUUCAAGGGGAAAAUAUUAAAUAUUUUUACCUUUGACUUGCUCCAGUUUUUCAAUGUCAGACAUGUAUCUCUGUGAGCAUUCUACUUAUUUAGAAGCCAAUUUCAGAAAGAAAAAGAAUCAGACAGUGUUAUUAAUACAUAGUAAUUAUGGAAAUAUCAAGUUUCCUGAAUACAAAAUGUCUCCUGAGCUCUUUAGAACAGACUGAUGGAAUAACUUAUCUUAAUUUUUGAAAUAAAAUGUGUCUAGAGUGUUCCACUCCUACAUAUGCAAGAAAACUUAUAAACCAAAUACAUUAGAGUCAAGAUUA
Chiloscyllium plagiosum (whitespotted bambooshark) is the source of this 4272-nucleotide messenger RNA. The record is from RefSeq and is a predicted model, not a curated record. Lineage: Eukaryota; Metazoa; Chordata; Chondrichthyes; Orectolobiformes; Hemiscylliidae.